Molecule: messenger RNA, 2070 nt
Organism: Ficedula albicollis (Collared flycatcher)
Lineage: Eukaryota; Metazoa; Chordata; Aves; Passeriformes; Muscicapidae
Gene: VSTM2L
Product: V-set and transmembrane domain containing 2 like
Source: RefSeq, a predicted model, not a curated record
CGGAGGAACAACAGUCUCUCCAGAGGAGAUGAAAAGAAUUCUAAUUACAUCUCUGAACAAUAUUUGUUUUGAGCGAGGAAAGCAAACCAUAUGGCAUGUGGGAGCCUGUUUGGGGCCGCAUUAAGUGAGGAUUUGUUUUUCAGUUAUGUCCUGAUCUGAGUGAGAUGCGAUCAUGCUCGAUUUAUUUCCUUCACCUCAGAGGUGUGGCAGGUCCCACACUCGUUCUGGGGCAGGGGUCUGAGGGAUGCUGUGGGAGCAGGGGGGGCCACAGGCUCCUGCUCCCUCCCUUUCCCCUCACUGCUCUUUGCAAAGUACCUGGCAGCUCUGCUGGGGUGGGGAGGAGAAAUCUGUGGGUGUCAGGGAUGUGUCUGCUCUGCCGUAGGGGCUGUGUCUGUUUGCCAGGGAAGGAUCCAGGCUCUCCUGGUGACUCUGCCUGUGUGGCCGGAGGCAUUGUCCUUCACUGGGACAGUGCUGUGUCCCCGCAGGCACCCUCAGCCCCCGCUCUGUCUCCAGCAGCUCUUUUCACCGAGACCCCCCACGACAUGACGGCGCAGGCGGGUGAGGAUGUGGAGAUGGCGUGUUCCUUCCGCGGCAGCGGCUCCCCCUCCUACUCCCUUGAGAUCCAGUGGUGGUACGUCCGCAACCACAAGGACUGGACGGACAAACAGACGUGGGCUUCCAGUCAGCUGAAAUCAUCACCACCAGAGGAGCCCGGGAAAGAGGCGACAAAAAUCAGUGUGGUGAAGGUGGUCGGCAGCAACAUCUCCCACAAGCUGCGGCUGUCGCGGGUGAAACUGGAGGACGAGGGGACCUACGAGUGCCGGGUGAUCGACUCGAGCGACGGCAAGGCACGGCACCACAAGGUGAAGGCGUACCUGCGGGUGGAGGCAGCGGGGGGCCCGGGGCACCCCCAGGACACCGAGCUGCGGGAGGCCCCGCUGGCAGAGCUGGCCGCGCCGGGCUCAGCCCACGCACACCAUCACCACCACCACCACAAAGCCGGGAGGGAGCUGAAGAAGCGCUCGGCAGACACCUCCUGUGCGCUGUAGGGGGGCGGCGCGGGGGGAGUCCCCUCCGCCCCGGACUCAGCGGAGCCACCAAGGGUCCCGCACCCCCUGCCAGAGACUGGCCCCACCGCCCCGACCUGUCCAGCACCCCUCAGCAUCCCCCUCUCCGGCAGGGCGCGGCGGGUUUGUCCCCAGCGCGGGGCACAGCGGUGCCGGGCUCGGUGCGGCGCGGAGCCGGAGCUGUCAGUGCCACGGGCGCAUCGCUGGGGCUGCGCCCGGGGCCAGGCCGUGUGCCCACCCCGCUGGUCCCCGCGUCCCCGGCCUUGUGCUGCCGCCGAGGUGCCGCGGGCUGCGCUGUGUCCCAGCUCUGUGCCCAGCGCCGACCCUCCCCGCCCUCCCCUGUGCUUCGCAGACCCAGCCGCCUGUUCCUGUAGGUUGCUCCGUUUAGUUGCUCGGUUCCAGCCCCACAGUGCGUGUCUAAAUUCCAGCCUCCAUCCCACAGCCCGUGUGUAUCCCCCCGCCCAGCCCUGCCCCCGCCUGCCCCGCAGCCCCCAGCACGGCAAGGCCUGAGCUCAGCAGAGGAAGGACGGCACGGCACAUUCCUGGAAUCCUCCCGGCACGUUCCUGGCAUCCUCCCAGCACGCUCGGCCAUCGCUCAGCCAGGCAGCUGCCCGUGCUCCCUGCGUGCUUGGGAAGGUGUGCUGGCCCCUUGCACCCAUCACUCCUCCUCCCCUGGCGUUUCAUAGGGGAUGGGGCGCUCCUCCGCCAGCCUCGUCCACCCUGGCCCCAUCCCGCGGCCCGUGCCAGGCUCUUGGCCCCCUCUCGGACCAGCAUCCCUCCCUCCCUCCCUCCCAGGCCACAGCACCACAUGGCCCCGGGCAGGGUCUGGCCCACGGGCUCUCGUGUCACAGUGCAAACAGCAGAGCCCGUCCCUGCUGCCCCCACGGGUGACCACAGCCACUGGGGAUGGAGCUGUGGGGAGGGGCAGGGGGGUCCCAGCCUCCCCGCCCGCUGCUGGGCGCUGCUCCCCUGCUGCCCCCCAGCCUGCCACCAUCAGACCUGC